AUGUCUACUGUUCUUCGUGUUCUUGGAGCACGCCGCAUAGAUGAAUAUACGCCACAUCCACUCACACACAAUAUAGCAAGACAUGGUCGACAAUCUGCGAGUCAGUUGCCUCCUCACUGUCCUUCGCAUCCUUUCUUAGAGUUCCCCGAUGAUCUUCCUGAUCGGAGUUCUUUUGUUUCAUGCCCGCCUGCUCUUCUAUCUAAGAAGACCAGUAAUCCUCAGGCUCUUUCCUGGAUAGUGGCAGACAAUUCUGGGUUGACGGAUCAACUGGGGCCAUUUCUUACCCAUGUAUUAUGGGAUAAUAGCGGUCUUGAGGUUUUUUUUUUCUGCCAUGGAUUGCAAUUGGUUGUUGGGGUUAGGGAGGUGGUCUACACAGAGCUCUUAUGGGAGUUCUUUUUGACAGUCCGCUUUAAUAAAGCAUCAAUGAGAUGGGAUGAUAAAUAUGUAUUUACUUUUUUCCUGGGAGGCGUAUCCUGCUCCUAUAGCCUGAUCGAGAUGGGGAGGCAUCUAGGAAUUUAUACAGCUGAAGAGACUCUAAGUCCUUCUUUUUAUGGCUAUCUUGACAGUUGUUUUACUGAUCCACCAUAA
Lactuca saligna is the source of this 588-nucleotide messenger RNA. NCBI's taxonomy places the organism in Eukaryota, Viridiplantae, Streptophyta, Magnoliopsida, Asterales, Asteraceae. The record is from the annotation of a GenBank genome assembly.